GCCCUAUUUACACAGACCCUUCAAUUAGAAAAUAGCUUUGAGCAUAGCCUUAGAAAUGAAGAAGAAUGAGGCAACAGAGAGAUUGGGAUUUUCUGUGAAAAGGGUGGUUGCCCCUCUCUGAUAUGCCUGUGAUUUCUCCAUUAAAAAUCAACAGCCCUUUCAAUUAAACCAAAAAAACAAACAAAAAAAAAUCAUCCAAACACACCCCUAAUAUAUAUUCCUCUUCUUCUUCCUCCUCUCUUUGUGCUGCUGCUAUUGAAUAUUGAUGUAUUUAAAGGGGCUGUGAUGAUUGUUUUCCCUUUUCUGGGCUAUGUUCAAUUCAUGGCAUUGAGAAAAUAUCCGACCCGUAUCUUGGCGGGGCGACCCGGUGCGGCUUUUCGAUAGCUUAUUGUGUCUGCAGCCAUGGCGGCGUCGCCUUCUCUUUUGCUUUGACAAAAAAUACAGCAAAUCUGAGCCCUCACGAAAAGUCCCGUGUAAUAGCCUGUUUGGCCGUGCUUCUAAAAUCAGCUUAUCAGAUUUAAGAAACUAACACUUGAUCUUUUGAGAACUCUAUCCUCUCCAGAUCUUCUUUAAAAGGGUGGUUUCACCCCUGAUUUUCCUCCAUUGUUUUAAAAAAAAAAAGAACCAACAGCCCUUGUUUAUGUCUUUAAUGCGAAAACAGAAGCAACAAAAAUGAUUUAAGUUAUAUAUAUUGACAUCUAUGUUUGGAAACAGCCUCUUUUAGUUGCACAAGUUAGGGGUAAGGUUGCGCACUCACUGCCCUCACUACCCUCCCACACCCUACUUGUUGGAUUACACUUGGUUUGUUGUUGUUGUUAGUGUUGUAUAUUGACAUCUCUGUCUUUCCUCUAGGUGUUCUUUUACAGUGUUGAUAAGGUACAUAAAGUGGCAGUGAUGAUGAUGUUUCUAUAUCUCGGCUAAUAGAUUUGGGCAUUGAGAUAACCCAGCCCGUAACAUGGCGUGGCAACCUGGUAUGGCCUGUGAUUGAGAGUUUUGAAUCUUCUCUCACAUGCAACCAGUGUUUUGCAGCCAUGGCUUUGUUGGUUUCUCUUUUGCCUUAUCAUAACACACAUCUGAGCCCCAUUUGCUUGAAAGUACAAAAAACACAAUCUUUCCAUCAUUUCAUGUUGGCAUAUGUCGGACCUGUGAGUCUGUGACCUACUGCCCAACUAUUAGAUUGCAAACCCAGUAACUCAAAUGGGUUGUGGUAGAACUCAAAAACAACCCAAAAUUAUAUUCAUGUCUAAACACAACUCUAAUUUUCAAAUACUAUUUUCACUUAGAAAAAAAAGUUCACUCUUUUUUUUUUUGGAAUUUUACAAUUCUUAUGUCCAAACGCCCACUUACAUGAUAUGUAUGAAAGAGUCAACAUUUUCUGAAAGAGGCAGUUGUUGUACUGGGCAUGGCAUUGAGAAGAUACUCUACCCGUAUCUUGGCAAGGCGAACCAGUAUGGCAUUUGCAUAGCAAACUGGUGUCUGCAGCCAUGGCGACGUCGCCUUCUCUUUUGCUUUGUUCAAAAACAGUAAAUCUGAGCCCUCAAUGCCCAAACAUAGAGAAAGUCAGCUCAUAGAAUGAGGCAUAAAUGAGAAAUAGGAUUUAUUUAUUUAUUUAUUUAUGCAUUCGCCCAGUUUUGCUGGUAAGCCCAUGAUUUCUUGCUGAAAGCAAUUAACAGCGCUUAGUUCUUUCUGUAAAUCUAGCUUCGAGCCCAUGAUUUCUUGCUGAAAGCAAUUAACAGCGCAUAGUUCUUUCUGUAAAUCUAGCUUCGAGAUAUGCAUGUUGUUGUUGAACUGCUGUUCCUGUUGCUGCUGCUGCUACCGUUCUUUUGUUCUCGUUGCUAUGUGGCUGUGUUAACACCCAAACAGCGAGGAUCAUAGGUAAAAGUGAAAUUUUGAGGCAGCGAUGAUAUGAUUCUUGGCAAAUGGCAUUAUUGAUUUGCAUUGAGAUGGUAUAACUCGUAUCUUGGCAGGGCAAUCAGGAGGAGAUUGCAGCCAUGGCGGUUUUGAGAAACUCAAUGCCUAAUCAUAGUGAGAUAUGAGCCUCAUAUGAAAAUAGCAAAAAUCUGAUUAGCUUAAGUCUGAGGCUGCUGUGAAAGCAGAGGGCUGUGGGGAGCUUCAAUUGAUGGUUUUGCCCCUCUUUGUCAUUCUCUGAUGCCAAUGAUCACUCAAAUGAAAAAAAAUUCCGAUUCCAAAAUCAACCAGCCUUUUGGUGAAAAUACAUAUAACUUCUCUAUUUUCCUUUCUUGUUAUGCAUUCUGUUUCAUUUUAUGUGAUGCAACGAGGCUAUGGAGAUUUUGUUGUUCUGUGAAAGAUGAAUCAAGACAUAUUUCUAUUGAGCUGGAAAAAAAUUGCAGCUCAGAUGGGUCUGUGAGAUAUUGGAAAAUAUUCCACUUUUUGGUGCUUCUUCUGUGUCUUGUAAGGCUAACUGAUGCUUGCAGCCAUGGCGGUUUUACCAAAGCUCUUUUGGUUUCUGUCAGAACUUUGAGUUUGGUUUUUGGUUUUCGCUCUUCUCCUUGGUUUUACCCCGUUAAUCUGAGCUUACCCGAAAGCUUUCACUAAUGACUUGGUCCUAAUUCCUAAAGAAAGAAAGAGAAAUAUAUACAAGAAAUAAUUUAUAUUUACAGCUUUCAGGAUAGUAUAAAAAGAACUGUUAUGGAGAUGUAACAAAGCGAAAGCUCAGGAGAACGAGAAUGAGGCUUCAGAGAAUUUAGGAUUUUCUGUUGAAAGGAUGGUUGCCUCUCUCUGUAUUAGCCCAUGAUUUCUCCAUUAUUGUAACAAUCCCAACAACCCUGUAAAAAUUUCAUGGAAUGGCCAGUUUUCACCUUGCUAUUUAAGGUAUGUCCAGUUUUUUCAAAGUAUUUAACUUGUAGCCCGUGUUGGUGAGUAUGAUUGACUGCUUGAAAGAGGCGAUGAUGAUUUUUUUUCAAUCUUCUAUUCCCUUCCGAGCUUAUCAAUUGGGCAUUUGUGAUGAUUUGACUCGUAUCUUGGCAGGGCAUGCCCCCAGUUUUGUGGUGGUUUUUUGCAGCCAUGGCGCCGUUGGAUCUCCUUUUGCUUGACUUAUAACACAGAUCUGAGCCUCAAAACCGUAAUCGGAUCUACCCGGUUGGACCGAAACAGGGGUGAUUUGCACAAAUAGGAUGCUUUGAGGUCACUAUUUAUAUGCUGCAUAAGUUUUUUGCAAAUCUCAUUAGGCUGCGGUGAAAGCAGAGAGCUGUGGGGAGUUUCAAUGGGUGGUUUUGCCCCUAUGUCAUUCUGCGCUGCCAAUGAUCACUCCAAUGAAAAACUUUUCCGAUUGCAAAACCACCCUUUUGGUGACAAUACGUAUGACCUUUACUAGUUUCCUUUUCUUGUUACUCCCUCGGUUUCAUUUUAUGUGCGAUGAGGCUAUGAAGAUUUUGUUUUCUGUGGAAUAUGAAUAAGAUAUCUUUCUAUUACAUCAACAGCAAUAUACCAAGUAAAAUCUCACAAGUGGAGAUUGGGGAGGGUAGUGUGUGCGCAGACCUUAACCCUACCCUUGUGAAGAUAGAAAAGCUGUUUCCGAUAGAGUUGUAAAAAAUAAAAUUUGAGAUUCUCCGAACCGUAUCUUGGCGUGGCAUGCCCCCAGAUUUCUGUUGGUUUAUGCAGCCAUGGCGUCUUCGGAUCUCUUUUUGCAUCUGUCGAGAUGAAGUCUCAAUGACAAUUCAUGACAAGUUUGAGGGGCUAUCUAUGUAUUCUGCCUAUCUGAAAUAACAAUACAAUACAAUGGUAACAACCAUCCAAAUAAGCUGUUAUUAGUCUAUUUGGUUUAGAGACAAAGAGUGAGGGUUGCAGAGAGUAGAGGGAAUCUCAAAGGCAGCUGCUCCUCACUACAAUACCUGUGAUUUCAUUUUUGCCAAAAAAUGCCCUACUGUGGUGAACUGUAUCCAAACGACCCCUCUACUCUAUCUCCUAAUCCUCACUCCCAAAAAGAGAAUCUAUAGUAAUAGUAAUAAUAAUAAUAAUAAUAAUAAUAAUUGUAGAAUAAAUCUGAGGCUGUGAUGAUAUUUUUUCUUCUGUCUCUGAGCAAAUCGAUUAGGGAAGAGAACAAUUGGACCCGUAUCUUGGCAUGGUAAAUGAUUUUCCAACCAGUGUUUGCAGCCAUGGCGGUGUAUCCAAUUUCUUGCCCUAGCUUCAAUGUAACAGAUCUGAGCCUCAUUUGGAAGGUUAUUUUCUUAGAUGCAGACUUAAGAAAAGCUUAGCCCAGAAAGAAAUGAGGCAAAACAGAGAGUUUUGAGAUUUUCAUUAAAAGGGUGGUUGCUCGUCUCUGUUCCGCCAUUGAUUUUCCUCCAUUAUCAAAAAAACCAACAGCCCUUUGUUUAUGUCAAAAGCAGACUGGUAAAGUUGUUGUCAUAUGACCAGGAGGUCAUGAGUUCGAGUGGUAGAAACAACAUCUUGCAGAAAUGCAGGGUAAGAUUGCGCACAACAGGAGUUAGGGCACCGUGUUGCCCUUAAAGAGGCAGUGAUGAUGAUGUUUCUUAAAGAGGCAACGGCCCGUAUCUUGGCAUGGCAACCCGGUAUGGCCUGCGGUUGAGAUUUCUGUCUCACACACAUACCAUGGCGUGGCUGGCUUCUCUUUUGCCUUAUCAUAACACACAUCCGGGCCCCAUGUGACGACUUGCAACCGGUAUUUGCAGCCAUGGCGGUGUCUCCAAUCUCUUGCCAUAGCUUUAAUAUUACAGAUCUGAGCCUCAAUUGGAAGGUUAUUUUCUUAAGUGCAAACUUACAGGCUCUUUCCCAUUGAAUGUUGAAAUUCGCAGGUGAAAAACCCACGAGAAUUUCCCCUAAAUAUGCAGAAAUGUUAGCCCAGAAAGAAAUGAGGCAAAACAGAGAGUAUUGGGAUUUUCAUUAGAAGGAUGGUUGCCCCUCUCUGUUCCGCUAUUGAUUUUCCUCCAUUUUCAAAAAAUACCAACAGCCCUUGUUUAUGACAAGCAGAAGCAGAACGUUUGGACAUAAAAAUUGUAAAAUUUCUGAAUAAAGAAUUUUUUUCAGUGAAAUCUGUAUUUUCAUUUUGUGUGUGUUUAUGAUGCUGAUGGAAGUUACAUAAAGAGGCAGUGAUGAUGAUGUUUCUUGUAUCUGGGUUAACCGAUUUGGGCGUAGAGAUGACCGGACCCAUAUCUUGGCGUGGCAACCCGGUAUGACCUGUGAUUGAGAUUUCUGUCUCUCACUUGCAACUGGUGUUUUGCAGCCAUGGCAUAGCUGGCUUCUCUUUGCCUUAUCAUAACAUAUCUGAGCCCCAUUUGCAAGAAAGGAAAAAAAGAUAAUCUUUUCUAUGAUUUGGAUUAACAGAAAAAUAGGAAGGGAGUCUUGGAGUAACAAUAAAGUUCUCCUCGUGUUCGAGACUUAUCGGUCACGAGUUCGAGCUGUGAUAGCUACUGAUGCUUGCAUUAGGGUCGCGAACUUGGGUUGUCUUGUGCACCGGGCUGCCUUGGAUUAGCAGGAAAAUAGCAAAAAACUCAUUCGUUAGUCUGAAGUUGCGGUCAAGGCAGAGAGCUGUAGGGAGUUUCAUUGGGUGGUUUUGCCCCUCUCUAUAAUUGUCCGCCGCCGUUGAUCGCUCAAAUGUUUGUUUCUAAAACCACCCUUUCGGUUAAAAUACGUAUUACUCCCUCCCUUUCAAUUUAUGUGACGCAAUGAGGCUAUGAAGGAAGGGGAGCCUUGGCGUAGCUUAUAAAGUUGCUGCCAUGUGACCAUGAGGUCACGAGUCCAAACCGUGGAAACAACCUCUUGCAGAAAUGCAGGGUAAGACUGCGUGCAAAUAAACCCUUGUGGUCCGGCCCUUUCCCGGACCCCGGGCAUAGCGGGAGCUAAGUGCACCGGUUUGCCUUGAAUGAGGCUAUGAAGAUUUUAUUCUUCUGUGGAAGAUGAAUCAGACUUAUAAAUCUAUUGAGCUGGGAAAAUUUUGUAAUCUUGGAGUGGCAGCUCUCAUAUGGGUCUUUGAGAUAGUGGAGAAAAAUCCAUUUUUCUGUGUGUGUUUUUCCUGUUUUAUAAGACUAACUGAUGCUUGCAGCCAUGACGGUCUUUUUCCAAAGCUUUUUGGGUUUUUGUCUGAGAAAAGGAAAAGAAUGAGAACAGAGAGAUUGGGAUUUUCUGUAAAAGGGUGGUUGCCCCUCUCUGUUAUGCCUACAAUUUCUCCAUUGUUAAAUCAACAGCCCUUUGAAUUAGACCCCAAAAAAAAAAAAAUCAUCAAAUAUGGUGGUGUAUAGCAAACUGGUGUCUGCAGCUAUGGUGGCGUCGCCUUCUCAUUUGCUUUGACAAAAAAUACAGCAAAUGUGAGCCCUCACGAAAAGGCCCGUGUAAUAGCGUGUUUGGCCAUGCUUCCAAAUCAGCUUAUUUUGUAAUAGCCUGUUUGGCCGUGCUUCCAAAAUCAACUUAUCAGCUUUAAGAAAUUAACCCUUAUUUUUUGAGACCUCACAAGUAUGCAAUUAUGAGAAGGGAAAAGGUUAGCCUGAAGUAUUAAAGAAAUGAGGCAAAAACAGAGAGUUUGGGGCUUACUUUGAAAGGGUGGUUACCCCUCUCUGUUUCACCAUUGAUUUUCCUCCACUUUAAAAAAAAGAAGAAAGAACCAACAGCCCUUGUUUAUGUCUUUAUGACAAAAGCAGAAGCAGCAGAAAUAAUUUUUGCCGAAAAAAACCCGCUUUCUUAAGGCUUCAAACUACUAGUCAUUAAGACUACUUACUUUUCUUGACUUGGCCUGCGUGCAUUAUACCUAACCUUUUAACUUGAUUUCAAUCUCAACAAAGAAAUGAAAGCAUAACUCUUUGCUCGCUUGCAGCGCUUCUUAGUCUUUUAUUUUAGCCUGCCUUGUGAAGAUCUCUCGGGUGUCUACGGCAGAUCCGAUCAGUCUCGUGAUGAAGAGAAGUCUUUUCCGAUGUUGAAAGGUAUCGUCACGACAACUCAAUUUGUCCGGUAAACUUAAUAUAUACUGACAUCUCUGUUUGGAAACAGCCUCUUUACCUGCAAUAGUAGGGUUAAGGCUGCGUACUCAAUGUCCUACCCAGACCACACUUUUGAGAUUAUACUGGUUUUUUGUUGUUGUUGUUGUUGCAUACUGACAUCUCUGUCUUUCCUCUGUGUUCUUUUACAAUAUUGAUGGAAGGUACAUAAAGUGGCAGGGCUAACCAAUUUGGGCAUUGAGAUGAGGCUAUGAGCCGGCCCGUAUCUUGGCGUGGCAACCCGGGAUAGCCUGUGUGGAGAGUUUUGAAUCUUCUCUCACACAUGCAACUGGUGUUUUGCAGCCAUGGCGUUGUUGGUUUCUCUUUUGCCUUAUAAUAACAAACAUCUAAGCCGCAUUUGCUUGAAAGUACAAAAAUAGAAUCUUUUCCAUGAUUCAUUGUUAGGAUAUAUCGAACCUGCGACCUUCUGCCACAACUAUAAAUUAGAAUUUGAGAUUAUCCGGGCCUUAUCUUGGCAGGGCAUGCCCCCAGAUUUCUGGUGGUUUAUGCAGCCAUGGCGUCUUCGGAUCUCUUUUUGCAUCUGUCGAGUUGAAGUGUCUCAAUGACGAUUCAUGACAAGUUUGAGGGGCUAUCUAUGUAUUCUACAAUACAAUACAAUACAAUAUAAUGGAAACAACCAUCCAAACAAGUUGUUAUUAGUCUAUUUGGUUUAGAGACAAGCUAUGCCAGUUGUGGUGAAUGUGAUUGAUGGCUUGAAAGUGGCGAUGAUGAUUUUGUAACUGUUUCAUUCCAUUUUGAUCGAGCUUAUUAAUUAGGCAUUUGAGAUUAUCUGACCCGUAUUUUGGCGGGGCAUGCUUCAGGUUUCCCUUGGUGGUAUUUGCAGCCAUGGCGGCGUCAAACUCUUUUUGCUUGAGUUAUAACACAGAUCUGAGCCUCAAAAAGGAAACACAAAAUUGGUGAUAAUCUCAUAAGUUUAAGUCUAAGGCUGUGGUGAAAGCAGAGAGCUCGGAGUUUUUAUGGGUGGUUUUGACCCUGUCUUUUUCUGCUGCCAAUGAUCUGUCAAAUGAAAAAUUCUCCAAUUGCAUAACCACCCUUUUGGUGAAAUUUCAGUUGACCUCCCUCUUUUCCUUUUCUAGUAACUCCUUCCGCUUCAUUUUAUGUGCGAUGAGGCUAUGAAGAUCUUGUUUUUCUGUGGAGGAUGAAUCAGAUGUAUCUUUCUAAUGAGCUGACAAAAUAUGUAUCUUGGCGUGGCAGCUCAGAUGGGUCUUUGAGAUAUUUGGAAAAAUUCGAUCUUUUUGGUUUUUCUUCUGCGUCUCACAAGACUAACUGAUGCUUGCAGCUAUGGCAGUUUUUCAAAGCUUUUUGUUAUUUGUCUGAGAAAAGGCAAAUCUGAGCCUUCUACAUUACCUUGAUUUUAUUAAAAGAAUGAGGCUUUUAGAUUCAGGAAAUGAAGGAGUUCCUAAGGGUGGUUUCUCUGUUCACUUUGAGUUGAUACAUAUCUUGGCUUGACAAAGUUUUGUCGAAUUUGAAAUGGGGAUGACAGCAGAACUGUCACAACCGCAACCGACCUACAAAUUCUCUGUUUAUGGAAUUCUAGUUCAAUUUAAAAAAACAUUGCUUCAUAGUCGUCUCCUCCAGUAGCCAUAAGCCACUGCCGCUUCUCGAAUCUCGUUGGUUCGCCUCUCUCCGUCUCUCGCCGUCAGCCCGUCAAUUGUCACUAUCAGUUUGUUUUACAAUGAAGAGAUUUUACCCUCCAGUAUCUUCCAAGUUGCCACAACCAAGUUUAUCAUCUCCAAUUGCUACUCCCGUGGAACAAAAUUUGAACCAAUUAGAAGAGCAAUCUCAAUCCUCUAAAAGACAAAGACAAGGAAUAGAUCUUGAUUCUUUACCGGCUGAUCCAAUGGAGAGAAUACCCAUUAGAGAUUAUCAUCCAAAUGAGCGUGAUGAGAUUAGAAAAGAAUAUCUCCGAAGAGGUCCUUACCAACCCCGAUAUCAUAAGUUUCCUCAAAGAGAUUUUUCGGACUUAAAGCGUCGUUUCAAUCCUAAAUGGUUUGAUGAAUUUCGUAAUUGUUUGUAGUACAGUAUGAUAGAAGAUGCAGCUUAUUGUUUGUGUUGUUACUUGUUUCAAGAUGAUGACAUUCAUCAAGGUGGAGGCGUGGAGGCGAUGUAUUUUCAAGUUUAGGAUUUAAGAGUUGGAAAAAAAAGAAGAGAUUCGAUAUUCAUGUUAGUAAGUCGAGCAGUAUUCAUAAUCAUGCAAAAAGGAAAUGUGAAGAUCUAUUAAAACAAAAACAGUCAAUUCAAACUUCAUUUGAUAGGCAAUCCAGUCAAACCAAGCUCGAAUACAAAAUUCGCUUGAAGGCUUCAAUUGAGGUUGUGAGACUCCUAUUGAAUCAAGGAUUGGCAUUCCGUGGACAUCGUGAAGAUGAAUUAUCAUUAAACAAGGGUAACUUUCUUGAGAUUCUUUCAUGGUAUGCAGAGAGGUGCGAUAAAAUCCGUGAUCUUGUGUUGAAAAAGGCUCCAAAGAAUGAUCAAUUGACCUCUCAUAAAAUUCAGAAAGACAUUAUCAUUGCAUGUAAAAUUGAAACAGUUAAAGCAAUUAUGGACGAUCUAAAUGGAGACUUUUUUGCAUUGCUAGUUGAUGAAUCAUGUGUUGUAUCACGCAAAGAGCAAUUAGCUAUUGUCUUGCGAUAUGUUAAUAGAUGUGGAUUUGUGGUGGAGCAUUUUAUUGGGAUCGUUCAUGUUCGUAAUACUAGUGCUUUAUGUUUAAAGGAAGCAAUUGUUGAUUACCUUGCUCAACAUUCUUUGAGUUUAUCUUAUGUGUGUGGACAAUGCUAUGAUGGAGCAAGCAACAUGCAAGGGGAUUUACGUGGCCUUAAGACUUUGAUUCAACAAGAAAGUAAAUCUGCUUAUUCCAUUCAUUGUUUUGCACACCAACUUCAAUUGACACUUGUUGCGGUAUCCAAAAAGUGUCUUGAAGUGGGAGAAUCUCAAGCAGAAAAAGUUCAAGAGGCAUUAGACAUGGGUGAACUUGAAACUGGUAGGGGUUUGAAUCAAGAACUUGGUCUUGCCAGAGCUGCAGAUACUCGUUGGGGUUCGCACUACAAAUCUUUUAAGAACUUUAUUUCUAUGUUUGGCUCAAUUAUUGAUGUUCUUGAUACUAUCGUUGUUGAUGCCCGGACUUUAGAAGAAAGAGCUAAGGCAAAGGGAUAUCUUAGCACUUGUCAAACAUUUGAGGUUGCUUUCAUGUUGCACCUAAUGAGAGAUGUUUUGGGGAUCACAAAUGAGCUUAAUACAUCCUUACAAAAAAAGGAGCAAGAUAUUGCAAAUGCUAUUCUACUUGUUGAAGUGGCAAAGAAACGGUUGCAAAAGCUAAGAGAAGAAGAAUGUGAUUCACUUAUUGAUAAGGAACUCUGUGGUUGCUGUUGUCAGAAUACAAGCAAAAAGCUAAAUUUUGCAUCUCUUGGUAAUUUUAUGUUAACCCGCUAUUUUUUUUUUUUUGAGAUUGUAUAGCACUAGCACUUGUUUCCUUUUAUGGGUAUGAUGUUAUGCAAACUGGAAAUUUGUACAAGAAUAUGGAGAAAGAUUGAGAGGGGUGUCGCAUUCCCUACUUGCAUUUCUAUUUAAAAACAAUGUUUUUCACUUUUCACCGUUGGUCUGCGACGAGUUACUGGAGGGAGGGGUAAAGAUGUAAGCUAUCAUGAGGCUCUAAUAUACACAUACAAAUAUAAUUUGUUUGUCAACUAUUCAACUAAAAUGGCAAUAUAAUGGGAAAAUGUGAUUUAUUA
This is a messenger RNA of Nicotiana tabacum (common tobacco), 10690 nucleotides long. NCBI's taxonomy places the organism in Eukaryota, Viridiplantae, Streptophyta, Magnoliopsida, Solanales, Solanaceae. The record is from RefSeq and is a predicted model, not a curated record.